This is a messenger RNA of Triticum dicoccoides, 1473 nucleotides long. RefSeq names its product binding partner of ACD11 1-like. The transcript has 8 exons. Gene Ontology annotation, molecular function: RNA binding. Lineage: Eukaryota; Viridiplantae; Streptophyta; Magnoliopsida; Poales; Poaceae. The record is from RefSeq and is a predicted model, not a curated record. Bases 241 to 1059 code for a protein of 272 amino acids.
GAGGGAGAGAAAAGUAGCCAGCCAGCCAGCCAGCCAGCAGACAGAGGCAGCGGCGAGAGCGAGCACAGCCGCGGAGACAGACAGACGCACGCACGCCACGCCAUUACAAAUCGCCCCCAGCGAGCGAGCCGAGCACCAAACCCUACCCAACCUCCACCUGCCAGCCAGCCCUCCCGCGGAUCCCCGCCCUCGGCUCGCGUCUCGUCUCGCCGGUCUUUUUUUCUCUCCCGCCGCCGCGCCAUGGAGGAGGGGAGGAGGGGGACGAGGACGGUGCGGGUGCGGAACAUCUCAGAUCUGGCCGGGGAGAGGGAGGUGCGCGAGUUCUUCUCCUUCUCCGGCGAAAUCGACCACGUCGACAUCAGGCCUGACGGGGCGGCGGCGGGGAGGACGGCCUACGUCACCUUCAAGGACGCCAAGGCCCUGGAGAUCGCGCUGCUGCUCUCGGGAGCAACAAUUGUGGAUCGAGUUGUGAACAUAACCUCUGCUGAAGAUUACAUCUACAUCCCUGUUAAUGAACAGCAACUUGUGGUGAAUGAGGCGACAAGUACAGCUCCUACUGCAGAUUUGGAACAACCUACUGAGGCCAACACAAGCCCCACUAGUGUUUAUGCCAGCAAGGCUCAUGAUGUCAUGACAACUGUCAUCGCAAGGGGUUCAGCAAUUCGACAAGAUGCUGUGAACAAAGCUAAAUCAUUUGACGAGAAGCAUCAGUUAAGGGCUAAUGCAUCAGCUAGGAUCAGUUCCUUUGAUAGGCGUGUUGGCCUUUCAGAGAAGUUAAAUACUGGGAUAUCAGUCGUAAAUGAAAAGGUGAAGACUGUGGACCAAAGGUUACAUGUUUCUGACAAAACAAUGGCUGCUUUGCUGGCUGCAGAGCGCAAGCUAAACGAUACAGGCUCUGCUGUGAAAACUAACAGGUAUGUGUCUGCUGGAACAAGCUGGCUGAAUGGUGCCUUCAGCAAGGUUGCCAAGGCUGGUCAUGUUGCUGGCUCAAGAACAAGAGAAAAGUUCCAGAUAGCUGUGUCAAAUAUAUCAGCCAAAGGGCCAGCUGUCGUUGCUUGAGUUUGUUCUGGAGCUCCUCUUCCUGGGGAAAAUCUGUUGGAAACCUUGAGCAAGCACCUUCUGUUGGUUGUGUCAUCAAGCUGUGGCUUGUAACUGUGUAUUUCUCUGUUUUUUUUUUCUUCUUCUUUGAGGAGGUUUUAACUUUCAGGGAGUUUGUCAGAUUUGGUACAUAGAGGAUCUAAAUUUUCUUUAGAAUUUUAGAACCACUAUUCUUUUUAGUGUCGGUGUUCAAUUGAUUAUAGGUGGCAGUGGCACUUUGGACCAUGUUUGGUGUGGUUUCAUGAUUGUCAUUGAUGGCCCAUGUGUCAUGUUUCUGCUUCUGCAGAAAUUGUCACUCAAAUUGAGUAAUUUGGAACAUAUGGAACUGCAAUGCUUCUUUGUGUACACAUUCAUCUUAUGCAGUUAGUAUGCAUU